CACACGCGCGCAAAUAUAUCUCUCCCUCUCUCUCAUUCUCUUUCUCCUCGUCCCUCUGCGUGAACACAUGCACUCGUUCUCGUGUUUGUCUCUUCGUCUUCUUGUCAGGCCUCUGUCAAGCCGGCUUCCGAACAUGGUUGGCCCAGUCGCGUUCUGAACGUCGUGUGACGGGGUUCGGUCGGUUCUCGAAAUUGAACGCGAAUGACAAGAGAUUCUAUUCGGUUGCCUCUGAUCCUGUCGCUCUUUGGUAAUCAUGAAACAGCUAGAAGUGAUACAAGUGUGAGAAAAAGAAAAGGGGGGGGAAAAGAAAAUAAAACGAAAGAGAGUCUUUAUUGCUCGACCGGGAUAGUUCGUGCGCAGAAAAUAUCGCGAACCGAGUAAUGUCCGAAUCGUAAAACGGGGAUGAAAUUCGAACGUACAACAAAGGGUAAUAAUAAUAAAGUUGGUUCGUAUUUAGAAUUUUAAACAAGACUGUAUGCAGGGUGGGGGGAAGGAGGGGCGAGAGUGUCAAAGAGCAGCAGAGGGACGUAAAGUUACCUCGCGAGUCCGUCAAAUGCAACCGCGCUGGGAACGGCGUCGGGACACCUCGUCGUCAUCGAUGUUGUUUUCGUUACGAUCGUCAACGUCCACACGGUGUUGUCCAAUAAAAGAAGAGAAAAUAGUAGCGCGUAAGGUCGCGGGACGUGCGAUUAUUAAAACGUCGUACGUUGCUAUGGUAUCGAAGAAACGGAGUGAAAAUCUGUCCUCCCGUAUCGUUUAAAUUUCCGUCGAUUACGAAACGAAAAUAAAUAAAGAAAGGAAAAAAAAGAAGAGUACGAGGGAACCGAAUGAUACGAAGCAAACGGCAUCUCGUAUUAUCGUCGUGAAACGGUGAACACGAUGUCACGAAUCGGUCGAAAUGCGACGUACAAGGACUGGAAACAAUUUGGAUACCAACCAAACUUCUUGAAGUAACGAAAUCCGUUAUCCGGACCGUCGACUUUGAUGCUCGGUUGAGACUACACGCGCAACGGUUGAACCUCCUCGCAUCUUUCUUCGCCAAUACAACUCUAUGACAUGCUACCGCCAGCGGCUAUGCAUUUGGAACAAAAAGCCAGUACCGAAAAAUUGACAGGUACACAACAGCAAUAUCAUCAUCAGUAUCAUAGCCAUUAUUAUCACGAUCAACGUCAACAUCAUCGACAUCCACAGAAGCAGCAAGAAUAUCAUUGUCGUCGUCGUCGUCAUCGGAACAACGAUCAUCAUCAUCAUCACCAUCAUCAUCAUCACUAUCAUCAUCGUCACAAACAUCAUCGGCAGCAUAACAAUAACAGCCAGACAGAGCAGCAACAGCAACUGCAACAGGGGCAGCAACAGCAUCGUCGACGUCGUUCGCGAAAUUUAGAUCGUCGUCGCACGGUAUCGCCAUUGUCGUCGUUGACGAUACCUCCGUCUAACGACAAUUCGUCUGCGUCUCAGCAUACAAAUAUGUUUGCGACAGCAAGGGAACGUUUUCCUUCGUCGAGCAGCACGGACGACGACCAAAGCGGUUCCGAUACGGAACACGACUCGAACGCGUUACGUGGUAAAGUCCACUCUGGAAUACUCCAUCACUCUGGCCAGCAUUCCGUGAGAAAACGUCGAGGAAACUUACCGAAGCACUCGGUGAAAAUUCUAAAGCGAUGGCUUUACGAGCACAGAUACAAUGCCUAUCCGAGCGACAGCGAGAAGCUGACGCUCAGUCAGGAAGCAAAUCUCACGGUGCUCCAGGUUUGCAAUUGGUUCAUAAACGCCAGACGACGAAUCUUGCCGGAAAUGAUUCGAAGGGAGGGCCACGAUCCUCUGCAAUACACGAUAUCUCGUCGCGGUAAGAAGAUGCCCGCCGGAAGUCACCAACAAUCGUCCAGUCUUGGCUCAAGAACCAAUCAGAAUUGGGACUCGUUGGCUGGUAUGAGCGCCCCGAAACGCAGCAGGGAUCACGACUACGAAGAUCCUGCUGGAUUAAUGUAUCGAAGCGAGGAGGAUAGUCCAAACGAUUACGAAAGCAGUUCCCACAGCGAGGAGGAACGUCCGACGACUCAGUGGCCAAGCGUGAUAGUUUAUCCUUACUCGGAGACAAAGAUUGAGCAAAACGUCGGUCAACUUGGUGCUUACGAAGAAACGAUUGCCCAUCCUGCGCGGCGAGGGGACGAAGACGAGUCUUCGAUGGGAAACGAAGCCGCGUACUGGAGCGCACCUAGACAGCAUCUUAUACAAACCCCCGACGUACAACACGAAACAGAAGUGUACAGUACGCGUAACGCUCAUAGUCCGCAUACAGAUGAGACGCCGCCGCCGACGCCACCCGAAGAGGAUAAAGACAAGUUCAAGUGUCUUUACUUACUGGUCGAAGCAGCUGUUGCCGUGCGACAACAGGAAAAGGAACGCGAGGGGGCCGUACCGGUUUAACAAGAGCAGCAGUGUUGUUGUUCGUUUACACCAACCUUCUUUAGCUUCCAAUUCCAUUAUCCCGUGGAAAACACACAAGAACAAUCCUUUUUCGCUUUGGCAUUGUCGGCGCGACGAUUCUCGAGUCUCAUACGAUAUUAAUAUUCCCUCCGUUGUUCCUCUUUCUCGCAAUUUCGAAAUGCGCGAAUCAAAACGGAAAGCAUACGCAAUUCGAAGCCGAUCGUUUCUCACCGCGCGAUCGUUGUUUCAGCUUUUCGAGACAAAAAAACUCAGGAAUCGCGGUUUGACAAAAGAGAAGAAUUUAAAAAAAAAAAAAAAUAAAGAACCCCUCGAGACGCGAAGAACUAAAGAUAACUGGCUAAAAAUAACCAAACGUUUUCUCAACAUAUAUAUAUAUAUAUGACAAUGUUCUCGAAAUGUUGUGGACUUUUUUCUUCGUACGCACGCGUGCGUAAUUCAACAUUUUCAAAGAUAGUUUGAACAUUCAGUAUUUAAAUCGUGUUUUUCAUGGCACAAGUUCUUACAAACGGAGAACAAGUUUUAAGGGAAUAGAACCGUUCCCGGGAAUUCAUUCAAGAGACUGAAGUGCUACAGGUUUCGAUGAAAUAAAAUAUAUCGAGGAGUACUCGCUACUCGUGCACGAAUUCUUCGCGUAGAACGGCGCCACCGGACCAACAACAAGACGUCUUGUCUCGUUUUUGAUUUUUAUGUGUGUUUUCUGUCGAUACCGUACGAGAUCGACGGCCAAACAAGUGCCAAAAUUUUCUACUACGAGUGAAAAAACCAAGUGUAACGGGGAGAGAUGUUGAAAUCGGAUGUCAAUUUUCAAAUAUUCGUCGAAUUCUACGCACCGUGUUACCGUAAGUUCGGAAUAUUGGUAAAAUCGUCAUCUUCGUAACUUGUUACUAAACCGCGGAUACGUGUCUCUUGUUAAUAUUCGAAGGAAGAAAGGGAGAACGAUAGGUGGAACGAAACGGAAAGAACUUGCGAAUUUACAAAUAUCGCUCACGUCUUUCAAAAAGUUUUAUAUGUUGCCAUAUUUCCCCCCCCCCCGCUAUUCACAAACAUUCGCAACGAACGUGUGUACUUCGAAUCAGUUUCCGUGUACAUUUCCACGAUAAAUAUUUUUGUCAGGCAGGAACUAGCCAAAGAACAUUGAAAGCAUUUUGUUGCGUUCUGUGUUUGUUUUUUUUUUUUAUUAUUAUUAAUUAUUAUUAUUACUAUCACUAUUAUUAUUUUGUUCUUCCAUGUCGCUAAGAUUAGCGGUUAGAGCGCAUAAUGUUAACAAUUGCGAGUGCCUUCCUUCUACAUAUAUUUUGAGACCGCACGGUACCUAAAGCGACGAAUACGUUACGCCGUGUCGCUUUUAGUUUAUCCCCGGUUGUUACUAUUACAGCAUUAUGCACUGCAUCGAUAGCAAUUACGGCAUUAAUUGCGUUUAUCUUCGCAUUUACGUUAGACGAAUAAGACUGCUCGAGUAGAGAUUCGUUCAUCCUUUCGACGCGUUCGCGUACGAUCGAUGCAUCUCUCUCUCUCUUUCCUCCCUGAAACGAAUGUACAGUACUGCCGAACCCGACGCUACCAGUCAGUUAAACCAGUUCAUUAAUCGCGCAUUGAUCGUUAUUCCUUCCGAAAAAGAAAAAAAAAAUACAGGAAGCAAUCGUUAUCUACGUUAACAAACGAUAAAUCAUGAGACACGUAAGCCGUUGCAUCAAGAAUAUGGAACCGAGCGAGAAAUAUUACCGCGUGCGUGCCUAUCAAAAAGAUACGUGUAUAGAUAAUAAGUACGUAUACAUAGAUUUAUAUUAUGCAUCCUAAUCGACGGUUGAACAUAUGUUAUAUACAAAGUUCGAAUUGUGAAAGAUUCGUUAAUCGGGGAUCAGCGUCGUAAAACACGGAUCGCGAAUAAAAAAAAAAAAAAUCAUUGGUACAAACGCCAAAGACUUAACUGUUAGCUCUAUCGAUAAUUAAGUUCUUUAAAUAAAUUCGAAUAGACGAGUCCUUUUGCCGAGAAAUAUAGUUAGUAAAUGUGUUUGUUGUGUGCCCGAGCGUUUGCAAACAAAACGAACAUUCAUUAAAGAUGUUGAAGAGGAGGUUGGGGGAAAGGACGAAGAGUGAGAAAAAGAAGGAAGCAGAGAAGGUGUUGGAAAAAUCGUGCCUAUCGAGCGUGGUAUUGCCACGUUCCUUGUUGUGUAUAUCGCGUGGUGAAAGUGUGAAUGUAGAUGCUAGCGUGGAUCGAUGCUGCUGCGAACGUACACGUGUGCUACCAAAACACGUUCGUUGAAUGUAAAUCUGUGCGCAUUUACGCAUCGAUACCGCGUGCUAGGAUUUCAAACCGUGUUCAAACGAAACAAAGUUCUUCGAUGUACAAAAUACGAUUCAAAUUUAUUUUUAAAUCGCGAUAAUCCUCGCGGUCCGCCAGACCGUCUCGUUAAAAACUGUUAGGGACGUAAUUUGCAUUAGGUUAAGAAUAGAUCUCUCUCCGACGGAUAAAAAUAAAGAAAAC
Molecule: messenger RNA, 4933 nt
Organism: Colletes gigas
Lineage: Eukaryota; Metazoa; Arthropoda; Insecta; Hymenoptera; Colletidae
Product: homeobox protein MOX-2-like
Exons: 5
Coding region: 1057-2427 (456 amino acids)
Biological process (GO): regulation of transcription by RNA polymerase II
Molecular function (GO): DNA-binding transcription factor activity, RNA polymerase II-specific; RNA polymerase II cis-regulatory region sequence-specific DNA binding
Source: RefSeq, a predicted model, not a curated record